AUGGCCGACAAAUACAUCCCCGAGCACCGCCGCACGACGUUCAAGGCCAAGAGCGCGUUCAAGCCGGACGAACUCCGUCGCCGCCGUGAAGAGCAACAGGUCGAGAUCCGUCGAGCAAAGCGUGAAGAGAACCUUGCCAAGCGCCGUGGUAUUUCUGGACGAGACCAACCCGGUGCCUCACUGGGCGCUGCCCCCGACAGCGACGAUGAGGGCGGCAAUAUCGAGAGCCAGUUGAACGAAGAGCUCCCCCAGAUGGUCAAGGGCGUCUUCUCGGAACAGAUCGAUGAGCAGAUCCAGGCCACAACCAAGUUCCGUAAGCUCCUCUCUAAGGAGCGCAACCCGCCCAUUGAGCGCGUUAUCGAGACGGGCGUAGUGAGCCGCUUUGUCGAGUUCCUCCGCUCGCCGCACACACUGGUACAAUUUGAGGCUGCUUGGGCCCUUACCAACAUCGCCUCUGGCUCGGCACAGCAGACACAGGUCGUCAUCGAGGCGGGCGCAGUGCCCAUCUUUGUCGAGCUGCUCAGCAGCCACGAGCCAGACGUGCGGGAGCAAGCUGUCUGGGCCCUAGGUAACAUUGCUGGAGACAGCCCCGCAUGCCGCGACUUUGUGUUGCAGGCGGGUGCUCUCCGCCCGCUGCUUGCUCUGCUGGGUGACAGCCGCAAGCUGAGCAUGCUGCGCAAUGCCACAUGGACCCUCAGCAACUUCUGCCGUGGCAAGACCCCUCAGCCCGACUGGCAAACUAUCCAGCCCGCCCUUCCCGUGCUUGCUAAGCUUGUCUACUCCCUUGACGACGAGGUCCUCAUCGACGCCUGCUGGGCCAUCUCAUACCUGUCCGAUGGCUCCAAUGACAAGAUCCAGGCCGUUAUCGAGGCUGGCAUCCCCCGCCGUCUUGUCGAGCUGCUGAUGCACGCCUCCACGUCUGUCCAGACACCCGCCCUGCGCUCGGUUGGCAACAUUGUCACUGGUGAUGACGUCCAGACCCAAGUCAUCAUCAACUGCGGGGCGCUCCCAGCCCUGCUGUCGCUCCUGAGCUCCACCAAGGAUGGUAUCCGCAAGGAGGCCUGCUGGACCAUCUCCAACAUCACCGCCGGCAACUCUACCCAGAUCCAGGCUGUCAUUGACGCCAACAUUAUUCCUCCUCUGAUCCACCUCCUCCAGAAUGGCGACUUCAAGACACGAAAGGAGGCAUGCUGGGCCAUUUCCAACGCCACGAGCGGUGGUCUGCAGAAGCCUGCCCAGAUCCGUUACCUGGUCCAGAGCGGCUGCAUCAAGCCCCUCUGCGACCUGCUCGCGUGCCCCGACAACAAGAUUAUCCAAGUCGCCCUCGAUGGUCUAGAGAACAUUCUCAAGGUCGGAGAGAUGGACAAGGAGGCCAGCGAGGGUGGUACUGGUGGUGAGCCCAUCAACCGCUACGCUCUUUUCAUUGAGGAAGUUGGCGGCAUGGAGAAGAUCCACGAGUGCCAGAACAACGCCAAUGAGGAGAUUUACAUGAAGGCGUACAAUAUUAUCGAAAAGUACUUUUCUGACGAUGAGGGUGAGGCGGAGAACAUGGCUGAGGGCGGACCCCAGGUCAACCAGGAGGGUCACUUUGGCUUUGGAGCUGCUGGCCAACAGCAACAACAAAACUUCAACUUUGCCAAUGGAGGCGACUCAAUGGACAUGUAA
This is a messenger RNA of Bipolaris oryzae ATCC 44560, 1665 nucleotides long. RefSeq lists its product as uncharacterized. The transcript is spliced from 3 exons. NCBI's taxonomy places the organism in Eukaryota, Fungi, Ascomycota, Dothideomycetes, Pleosporales, Pleosporaceae. Gene Ontology annotation, biological process: NLS-bearing protein import into nucleus. The record is from RefSeq and is a predicted model, not a curated record. Gene Ontology annotation, molecular function: protein binding; nuclear import signal receptor activity. Gene Ontology annotation, cellular component: cytoplasm; nucleoplasm; nucleus. The coding region runs from base 1 to 1665 and encodes 554 amino acids.